AUGCAGCCAGGCAGUAGAGGUCAAAAGCCUAAGGUCCUCCGACGGCGACGCAUCCCUGGGACGCGGGCUCAUCAAGCAUGUCUCUAUUGCAAGGACAAGAAGCUCAAGUGCGAUGAUCAGGUGCCUGCUUGUAGCCCCUGUAAGAAACUAGGGAUUGAAUGCCUCGUUCAGGACCCCCUUACCAAGAGACCGCGAGCCCGAAACUAUCUAGCACAGCUAGAAGGCCGUGUCGCCAACCUCGAAAGCGGCGGACAGUCUUCGCGUUCUCCCCCCUCGCCUUUGCUUACUGUGGAGAGCUAUGUCGAUGAGAGCACACCUUCAUACAGCCGAACGCCAGACCAAGUGCAGAAGGCAAGCGAUCUGUCUUCCAGUAUCGGAGCACUAGAAUGCCGCACUACCCAUGUCGAGCCUCAAUACCUGGGCUCCUCUUCUGCCUUCGCAUUUUCCCGCCUGAUUAACCUGUCCCUCACGCGAGACCUGCCCAUAACGCCAACGUUCAUCAACGUCGCAGAUGGAAGUACGUCACCACCCUCGCCAGGGCUUCUGCCAGAGUACGAUACUGCCGUAAAGUUGAGCGAUGCAUACUUUAAGCACAUGCAUCCUCAGUAUCCGUUUCUGCACGAACCGACAUUCAGACGUUGGGAGAACGAGCUCUACACUUCAUCUCGGAGUUCCACAGAGAUUGGCUACUACUCUACUUCGUUGUUCUUUCUGAACAUGGUGUACGCUAUUUCUGCUCUUCUAACACCUAGUACACAGGCGUUGGCCGAGCAACUCUACAUGUCCGCACAAUUGUACACCGAUGCUUUGUCCAACAACAAUCUAGAGUCCAUUCAGGCUCUACUAUGCUACGCCAUGUACUCUAUGCGGUCUCCAACUGGCCCCUCACUAUGGAAACUGACCGGAUUAGCGAUCCGUCAGUGCAUUGAGCUUGGAUACCAUCGCAGUACCAAACGAUAUUUAUUCAAAAAUGCAAACCCUUGGCAAAAUGAAAUGCGGAAAAGAGUGUUCUGGGUCGCCCAUGGUAUGGACUGCAUGAUUGCCAUGCGCCUAGGUCGGCCAUUAGGAAUUCCACUUCAGGAGAUUGACGCAGAGUUACCCAUGAAUGUUGAUGAUGCCUCUGUUACUGAAAGAGGAAUCUUUGACUCUACGAUAAGUGACGACAACGCAUCUGAGCAGAGAAUGACGACAACCUCUACUGCCAUCCACGUCUUCAAGCUCCGUUGCAUCUGGGCUCGGAUACACACCUCUUUCUUUUCCGACACUGCACGUCUGAGCGUGGAUGAUAUGACUUAUACCAGUCGAAUACAACAACUGCGUGCUGACUUGGAUGAGUGGCUAGCGACAACACCGCCUUCACGGGAAUUUUCGAGCAGCGAUCUGACAAUGUUUCUGAAGCAAGACUGGUAUGAGUUGAACUACAGUUAUACACUCAUUCUGCUCUAUCGGAAUCAGUUGGCCGAGUUCAAAGACUCAUCCAGUCAGAUCUUCCAGGAUUGCCUGCAGGCUGCCAGAACCAUAUGCCAAGGGUACCGCCGUCUCUAUAUAGGAACAUCCAUCAGAUACACCUGGAGCACUCUGCAUGUCAUAUUCCUGGCUGGUCUGGUCUACCUACACUGUCUGUGGACAUCACCCACUGCUCGGACGGCUAUUCGACCCGAGGAGAUCACCAAGACGUGUACGGAUUGCACCAUGGUUCUUGUAGCGAUAGCUGAAGGAUGGCAAGGGGCCUCACCAUAUCGUGAUGCGUUUGAAGCGCUCGCUAGCCGCACCAUCGGCAUGAUCAUGAACAGCAACUUCCCAGCCGCGUCCCCGCCACAGUGGCAGGUUCCUCCAGAUUUCGGGGGCCAUGACAGCUGGGCAUUCAAUCUCAAUGACCUCAUUGAGACUGGAGGGUUGGAUGGGUUGGAUGGGCUCUUGGAGGGCUUUAUUGUCGAUUUCACGCAACCGGAUGUUUAUUGA
Thyridium curvatum is the source of this 1962-nucleotide messenger RNA. RefSeq lists its product as uncharacterized. Gene Ontology annotation, biological process: positive regulation of transcription by RNA polymerase II; DNA-templated transcription. The record is from RefSeq and is a predicted model, not a curated record. Lineage: Eukaryota; Fungi; Ascomycota; Sordariomycetes; Thyridiales; Thyridiaceae. Gene Ontology annotation, molecular function: zinc ion binding; DNA-binding transcription factor activity, RNA polymerase II-specific; sequence-specific DNA binding. The transcript has 7 exons. The coding region runs from base 1 to 1962 and encodes 653 amino acids.